AUGCUCACUUCCUUCCGUUCAUUUCCAUUCCGAAAAACCGCUCAUCUUUCUAGAAGGCUCAAUCGUCUCUUCACUGUUCUUGCCUUUGAAUCUUCCGCCGAUGAUACCUGUGUAGCUGUUGUUACUUCAGACCGUCAAAUCCUCUCAAACGUUGUUAUUCGCCAAAAUGACCUUGUGGAGAGAUUUGGAGGAAUAAACCCCGGUGCUGCAGUGAUGGCACAUCAGGCCAACUUGCCAAUAGCAGCUAAGAGAGCUUUGACGGAGGCCAAAAUUGACAUAUCGAAUGUCCAUGGAAUUGCCUUCACAAGGGGUCCUGGGAUGGGUGUCUGCCUAUCGACAACACUCAAUGCAGCCAAGACGCUCGCUGCAGUGUUCGACAAACCUCUAGUCGGCGUUCACCAUAUGCAAGCUCAUGCGCUUACAGCGCUACUCACCACGCCUACGCACAAGCCCAAUGGCGAAAUAAAUCCUGCUUAUCCCCGAUUUCCAUAUCUUACUCUUCUUGUUUCUGGUGGCCAUACACAAAUUGUGCUUGCCAAGUCCGUGAAGUCCUUUCGCAUCAUGGCAACAACACUCGACGAGUCCAUUGGCCGAACGAUUGACAAAGUAUCUCGUAUACUCCAAAUCGAAUGGGCAAAUAUGAGCCCAGGAUCUGCUCUCGAAAAAUUCUGUCUUCGGCCGGAAAAAGGUAUCCUCCCAGAUAUCUUCAUUCCGUUCACUCCUGUUAUGCCCGGCAGACUCGCGUUCUCUUACUCUGCUGUCCACUCUCAUGUUGACCGGUUACUUGCUCUCAACGGUGGAAUUGAAAGUUUCACAUCAGCCAAUAAACUUGCUGUAGCUCGUAUAUUUCAGAAUGCAGCGUUCAUUCAAUUGGAAGAGAAGCUCAAACUUGCUUUGGGAGAUUGCGAAAAACAAGGAAUCAAGAUUAACCAUCUUGUUGUCAGUGGAGGAGUCGCAAGCAACGCCUUACUUCGUGAGAGGUUACGGGCAUGCGUUACUGUUUCACCAACCAAUUCGUCAGUGGAGACAGUGUUUCCGCCGAUACAACUGUGUACUGACAAUGCAGCAAUGGUUGGUUGGGCAUCCAUGCAUCGUUUUCUAGCAGGCGAUUACGACGAGUACACGAUCAAUCCCCGUCCAAAAUGGAGCCUUGAAGAAUUGGAGAAUGAUUCUCAACGUUCGUAACCAAAGUACUUCAGCCUUAUCUAUUUUCUACACCCAUCGUACUAGGACCGUAUGCUCGAUCUUCGACGCCCUUCUCGCGUGAUCUUUCAACCAAACCAAAGAUGUGAAUUCAGAUGCAUACAAAGCUAAUCCGAGCUAUUGAACAGACAAACGUUUACUAAAAAUUGUGGCUGAACUUUGAAUUUGAACAUUGGCAGGCUUUAGCGGAUGCGCUUACAUAUAUUCAGUGCCGCAUACAUACUCAAUGAAAUUUCACAGUACCUACAAAGUUCCCCUUCUUUUCGGGGCGUCUUGGCCGGAGGACACUGGACGUCCUAUCUCCAGAGGGCUGCUUGCGGGGAGAAAUGAUCUGGAAAUGAUCUGAGGAAUACAGUUGUAUCCUAAAAGUUGAAAUCAUACAUCCGUGGGUUUUGGGAAAUAUUCCGCAGAGGUUACAUACAAAAGUUCGGGAUUUCAAAGGAGGAUAUGGCGGUAUAGAAGUGC
Molecule: messenger RNA, 1668 nt
Organism: Lentinula edodes (shiitake mushroom)
Lineage: Eukaryota; Fungi; Basidiomycota; Agaricomycetes; Agaricales; Omphalotaceae
Product: peptidase M22 glycoprotease
Exons: 6
Coding region: 1-1185 (394 amino acids)
Biological process (GO): mitochondrial tRNA threonylcarbamoyladenosine modification
Cellular component (GO): mitochondrion
Source: RefSeq, a predicted model, not a curated record